This is a messenger RNA of Fragaria vesca subsp. vesca, 1698 nucleotides long. RefSeq lists its product as uncharacterized. The record is from RefSeq and is a predicted model, not a curated record. Lineage: Eukaryota; Viridiplantae; Streptophyta; Magnoliopsida; Rosales; Rosaceae. Gene Ontology annotation, cellular component: membrane. The transcript has 3 exons. Bases 1 to 1698 code for a protein of 565 amino acids.
AUGGUGGGAGAAUCAAGAAAAUGGAUGAUACUUGUGGUAACAACAUGGAUUCAGGCAUUUACAGGCACCAACUUCGACUUCUCGUCCUACUCUUCCGAAUUGAAGACGGUUCUUGGGAUAUCUCAGGUGCAACUCAACUACCUUUCUGUGGCCUCAGACAUGGGCAAGGCCUUAGGGUGGUGUUCUGGUGUUUCCCUCAUGUAUUUACCUUUGUGGGUUGUCAUGUUCAUGGCUGCCUUGAUGGGUUUGUUUGGUUACGGCCUCCAAUGGUUUGUCAUCGAAAGAAUGAUCACCCUGCCGUAUGUUCUGGUAUUCUUUUUGUGCUUGUUGGCAGGAUGUAGCAUCUGUUGGUUCAACACAGUCUGCUAUGUAUUAUGUAUUCGGCACUUCCAAGCCAACAGGGCACUUGCAUUGUCCCUAACAAUCAGUUUCAAUGGCGUAAGUGCAGCCCUCUACAGCCUCAUUGCCAAUGCCAUAAACCCUUCUGAUGACAACCUCUACCUCUUCUUGAAUGCACUAGUCCCUCUCUUCAUAUCUGGUGUUGCGCUAGUCCCUCUGCUUCGUCAACCCCCUCCGAUUCAGCCACUUUCUUCUGAGGCUAUUCAUCGUGACUCCAUGGUUUUUCUUUGCCUGUACAUCCUAGCAGUAGUAACUGGCCUAUAUCUCCUCCUCCUCAACUCACUGUCCUCUAAUAUAUCAAAUGCUCGAAUUCUCUUGGUUGGUGCUAUUUUUCUCUUGAUCCUACCUUUGUGUCUGCCUGGCAUUGCAUAUGCUAGGGAAUGGGCUUGUCGGAACAUGCCCUUCAGCUUCCAGAAUGAAAACUCAUCAGACUUCAAUCUGGUCAACCCUGAUGAUCUUGAACUCCAUAAGGAACUGAUUGGUGAAAAUGAAAAUGGUAAUGUGGUGAAUGCUACUUCUUAUGGGCUGAUAGACAAAGAAGGUUGUUUAUGGUGUUUUGGGAAGGUGAUGGAGAAGGACAGAUUGACAGUGCUUGGGGAGGAACACUCCGCUCGGUUGCUUGUACGCCGCUGGGAUUUUUGGUUAUACUAUGCUGCAUAUUUUUGUGGGGGAACUAUUGGAUUGGUCUAUAGCAACAAUCUUGGGCAGAUUUCAGAAUCACUUGGGUAUAGUAGCAUGACCAGUUCUCUUGUCACACUAUAUUCUUCAUGCUCCUUCUUUGGUCGAUUACUAGCAGCUGCCCCAGAUUUCCUGCGAGAUAAGAUAUACUUUGCGAGGACUGGAUGGCUUGCAGUUGCGCUGGUGCCAACACCAAUCGGCUUCCUCCUGCUUACUCUAUCAGGCAGUGAAGCAAUGUUGCGCGCCGGAACAGGCUUGAUAGGGAUAAGCUCUGGCUUUGUGUUUUCUGCAGCGGUGUCUGUAACAUCUGAGCUCUUUGGGCCAAACAGCGCUGGUGUAAACCACAACAUCCUCAUCACCAACAUCCCUAUUGGUUCACUGCUGUACGGCCUUCUUGCAGCUUUGGUGUAUGAUGCAAACGAAGGAAGCUCAGUGAUCCAAGUGAACUUGUUAAAAGAAGCAACAUUGUGCAUGGGUAGGUCAUGCUAUAGGCAGACAUUCAUAUGGUGGAGUUGUAUUUCAGUUGUAGGGUUAGCAUCAAGCAUCUUGCUAUUCCUACGGACCAGAGCUGCUUACAACCGUUUUGAGAGGAACAGAUGUCAAUCAGAGUCCUCCUCUUAG